Messenger RNA from Bactrocera dorsalis (oriental fruit fly), 5383 nucleotides. It is a transcript of the gene LIMK1, whose product is annotated as LIM domain kinase 1. The record is from RefSeq and is a predicted model, not a curated record. Gene Ontology annotation, cellular component: cytoplasm; nucleus. Gene Ontology annotation, biological process: actin cytoskeleton organization; protein phosphorylation. Gene Ontology annotation, molecular function: protein binding; ATP binding; protein serine/threonine kinase activity. NCBI's taxonomy places the organism in Eukaryota, Metazoa, Arthropoda, Insecta, Diptera, Tephritidae. The transcript has 7 exons. Bases 120 to 4802 code for a protein of 1560 amino acids.
AAAAAAUGCUUUUCGGAAGUGUUCCAAAAGCAUAUCUUUGGAAUUCUAUUUCUUCAUUAUUUGGGACGGACAGAGCUACAAAACAGACGAGCGAGAAUAAUGUAGCUUCUUAGUGGAAAAUGGCGAAAAAUUUAAAUUUUGAUACCGAAAACAUUCCUAGGGCAACCGGUUCACCGCCCACAACAUCAAAUUCAACCCAACAACUUAAUGUGCAGCAGCAACAAAAGACGCCAACAACCGGCACGCGCAUCACCAACUACAGCACAUCAUGUGCCGGCUGCUUGAAUGUAUUGAAUUUGAGUCGUGAGGAGUUCGUCAUUGCGCUGGGUCAAGAGUGGCACAGCGAUUGCUUUCGUUGUUCCGUGUGUGAUGCACAUUUGCACAAUUGGUAUUUCGAAAAGGACGGUCUACUCUUCUGCCGUGACGACUACUAUCAACGCUUUGGUGAAUCCUGUCAACAAUGCAGCGCUAUCAUAACGGGGCCGGUCAUGGUAGCAGGCGAUCAUAAAUUCCAUCCAGAAUGCUUUUGCUGCAGCGCGUGUGCUGUGUUCAUUGGUGAGGGUGAAGCCUACGCAUUGGUGGAGCGUUCCAAACUCUACUGUGGCAAUUGCUAUAAGCAACAAGAAACACAUGCAGUUGCGACAGAUUUAGAUGCGCUUAGCGCCGGUGUAACAAUUGAUGGUGACAGUAGUAACAAUAAACACACACAUGCAAUUAGUGGCAGCGCAAAACCCAUACAUUCCAUACGCCUGGUAGAGAUACCGAAAGAUGCAACACCGGGCCUACGUCUGUCCGUGGAUAAUGUGAGCGUGCAACGACAUUACUUGGAUGGCGGCAGUGGUGGUGGCAGCGGCGGAGCAUUUCGUGCCACAUCGCCAACACAUGCAAAGCGUUUAGACGGUCCACUCGAAGUUUGUCCGGCCGUGCGCAUUUCUGAAUACAUUUGUAGAAUAUAUGGUCGCCUGGGGAAAUAUGUUUUCUCCUUUAUAACAUCGGUUAUCGAUCAGUGUUGUGGUAGCGAUUAUAGAAUCGAUGUAAAUUUAGCCAAUCUGCACAUCGGCGAUCGUAUAUUGGAGGUGAACGGCACACCCGUUAACGACACAUCCAUCGAACACAUUGACAAAUUGAUACGUAGCACCGAGAAAAUACUACAGCUCACCGUCGAACACGACCCCGUACAGGUCUGUCGCAGCUGCAGUCAAGCGGACAUACUGCAACGGCCCACAUCAUAUAGUGACCUACCGCCAUUGGCCACAUCCGCUUCGAGCAUCGAAGUCUACGGACGCCGCAGCGUUACUGACUCGCUCACCGGCAGUACGAGUACCAGCACGAUCGCGCCGCACAGCAACAGCAGCGAUUGCGGUAGCGGCGGCAGCUCGCCCACACGUCUGACCAAGCUAGACAAGGAGCGCAUAUACAAGCGCAAGGAUGAGGGUUAUAUAAGCGGCACGAAGACACGACAGCUGCGUAAAUGCAAGAAUCUGCAUAUGAUUGCGAGUGAACAGCCAACGCUGCCGCAUGCCGGUUCCACACAUUCCAUAGGACCCACAAUGAGCGGCGCCGUUACUGCGUCGGCCAAAGUUGACGCAACUGCGACGGACUCUACACAACUGGGCAUGCGUUUGCGCGAGAAGGAGCGCUGCUCCAGCAUGUCCAAGCUGCUGGAUGAACAACAUGCGCCGACCGAGCAAAUUUACGAUUUAUCGCGCACGAAAUCUUUUCGUGUGGAGCCCAAGCCGCAACGCAUCUUUCGCGCCUCCGAUCUGGUGUUGGGCGAACUGCUCGGCAAGGGUUUCUUCGGGCAGGUGUACAAAGUGACACAUCGUCUAACGAAGGAGGUGAUGGUGCUCAAGGAGUUGUAUCGCGUGGACGAGGAGGCGCAGCGUAAUUUCCUCAAAGAGGUCGCGGUACUGCGUUCGCUGCAUCACAAGAAUGUGCUGCGCUUUAUUGGCGUGCUGUACAAGGAUAAGAAGCUGCAUUUGGUCACCGAGUAUAUAGCGGGCGGUUCGUUGAAGGAGCUCAUACACGAUUCGGGUUUGCCGCUCACAUGGCCGCAGCGCGUCUCAUUCGCCAAAGAUAUUGCUUGUGGCAUGAGUUAUUUGCACCGCAUGAACAUCAUACAUCGUGACCUGAAUUCGUUGAACUGUCUCGUGCGCGAGGACAAGUCGGUAAUUGUGGCGGACUUCGGACUAGCGCGCAUCAUUACGGCGCCAUUCUUCAGCGCAGGCAGCAGCAGUGGCGCGGCAGGUGGCGUUACGCUUGGCAGUAGCAGCAGCAAUGAGCGUUGGUCGGGCGGUGCGUGUCUGAGUCCGAAUGGCACUUUGGGGCGCAGCAAGAGCCGACAGCGCAGGCAGCGUUACACGGUGGUGGGUAAUCCCUACUGGAUGGCGCCGGAAAUGAUGAAGGGACUGAAGUAUGAUGAAAAGGUGGAUGUGUUCUCGUUCGGCAUCAUGCUGUGUGAGAUCAUCGGACGCGUACAAGCCGAUCCGGAUUUCCUGCCGCGCACCUCCGAUUUUGGCUUGAAUCAGAAAGUAUUCCGCGAGAAGUUUUGCCAACAGUGCCCAGAGGCGUUUUUCAAAAUCGCCUUCCUUUGCUGUGAUCUCAAUCCUGAUAAAAGACCGUCCUUUGAAAUACUCGAGAUUUGGUUGGAAAGUUUGCUGGCCUCUAUUGCCAUGAACCAGUCGCUGCCCGCCGAUCUGCUGUACGACAUAGAAAACUAUAAGGGCACCAUCAGCAUUAGCAGCACGCCGGACGGCAUGCUCACGCCGAAGUCGAAUCGCAGUCGCGACGAUCUGGACGAUUUAGGCGCGCAGCGCAAACCAACGCCACCGAAGCAAGAAAAGCCCGCACUUUCUGUGACACAACCUAGUAUAAACGCCGAAAGCUUUAAAGACGACAGUGAGUUCCACGAUGUGACGAAAAUGGAAGGCAAGGAGAAUGCGGUUAUACUGCGUAGAGAUAUGCCGAAAUCCCCGCAUUUGGGUAAGGACUUCUCACCCACUGGCGAGCGUAUACGCGAUAGCAUGCGCGCACGCCGCCGUCAACGCCUCAUGCAAGCCGCGCAGCAACGCGGCGUGACGCCGGAGAAUAAAUGCACUGAGCGCGUGUUGGAGGCUGUGAAGCAGUCGCUCCAGAAUGGUGGUCGCGGCGGCGCGCCACUAAGCAGCUGCAAUGGCAGUGGCGCGAAGAAGAGUCGUCCGUACGGCGAGAAGGGCUUUCUGCUGGACAUCAAUCGCGAUGGCGAUUUGCGCUUAAAUAAUGUAAAGGAUUUGAAUUAUUGUUCAGAUUUCGACUCCAGCUGCGACACGAGUCUCAACUAUCACGAAGUGAACGCGGUGGAUGACAUGAAAUCAGCCGAAUGUGAAAUGCCUGCUGCGCACUUGAUAAACCGGCCGGCGGUGUUGCAAGAAGAAGAGCACGCAGAAGAUGAAGUACAAAGCGACGAGGCGAAAACGUUGACGCUUGCGCAGACGGCGUUAGGUGCUGAAAUGCAGUUGAACGCGGUAGCGUGCACUAGCGCGGAAUCGCCGACAGCCAGCGCAGCCACAGAAGAGGUUGAUGCGGCGACGCUCAGCACCAUGCAACAGAUACAGAAAAAGAUCGCCGCGAAAUCCUACAAAAACGCGCUCGAUGACAUACGCACGAAGCUGAAUUUGUGUCGCAAUAAAUUCGAAACAAUCGACGCAGCGAAUCGGCGCAAUUACAGCAAUUCACAAAACUCAAUGAAAACCUUUUUCCGCUCGCGCAACUCGCGCUCCAUAGUAACAAGCCCCACAGAGGCUGCGAACGCCAGCGAAAGUGUUUACAAAACGCCACCCGAGGCACUAAAAAUGUUCCAGCGCCUCGAAGCAGCCAACGCAGCCGCAUUACCAGCCGGUACGCCGUCCAGCGAGCUUGCGCGUCUGCCUGGCCACAGUGUCGCGUCGAGCAGCAGUAGCAGCACCUAUCGCAUCAAUCAAACGCCGAUAUUUGGGCGCAAGCAGCCACCAAAACAAGUCGAGCUGUACACACCACACUCGGAGUCAUUGGAGAAUCUGCAUACCGGUCUGCCGCCCAUGACGGCGUUGACGCCGGUUGCACCCCGCAAAGAUAAAAACAGUCCAGGUGGCAGCGGCAAGCGUGCGAAGUCACCCAAGCGACCUGUGAGCACAUUCCGUAGUUACCUCAAUGAGGCGGCAGCGGAAGAGACUGAAGAAAGCACAGUCGCGCGUUUGCCGGCGUCGACGACUGCAGUAACGACGGUGGAGACGACGCCGAAAAAGAAUCGUCGCCUCAACAGCGGGAAAGAGAGUACAAAUGAACAGCCUUGGCAGGCCGAGAAACCCGAAAAGGUGGCAGUGACAAGCAAAAGUCGUAUCUUUGGCUUGCGUAGUUCAGUGAAGCCCUCAGCGAUGACGACGCGUGAGGCGACACAGACGCCGCAACGGCGUACACUUUCGCCCACAAAAGCCAGCGACGCGCGUCGACUGGCGAACAGACAAGAUGUGCAAAACACAGCACCCCCAACCCAACAGCAGCGCCUGCGUCAAAGUCUUGCCAACAACAGCAGUCAUCAUAGCAAUUUUACAACAACAACUCCUGCCAGUUUGAAAAAUACAACACGUCUCACCAUACUCAGUCCCGAAAAAGUGCACCGCCUCAAUGCGAAGCUGACCGAUCAGAAGGUGAAAGUCAAAAGUAGUGAUACGAAAGCCACAGUCGUGAGCAACACAGUGGCAGCCACGCCCACAGCGAACAGCAGCGCCGAACAAGCGUUACAAUUAGAACGACGCAAGCGUAAGCAACUCUCUACGCGUUAUUGAUUUGAUAUUUCCGAAAGCAAUAGACUAAACCGAGCGCGUGUCGAGCGAGCGCGCGCGCCAUGAAUAAGCGAAUAAUAAAUGUAGAUUUAAAACGAAACUAAACGAUAAUAAUACAGUAAGCAGUUGUGUGUGGAUGGAGGAGUUUCGGAGUUAAAUAUUUUCGAUUCGAACUUAACCGUAUAUUCGAAAAAAGCAUUGAGAAUUGUAAACAGUUUAUAUUAGCUGAGUAUUAGUUGUAAAAGACAUGCUUAAAAAGACGAGUAGUGUAUAAAUAACGGUUUUGCCUGUCUGUAUGUAUGUAAAUUUGUAUUCAAUAUACAACAUAGUUGAGAAAUGUAAGCGUUACGCUCGCCAUACGAAUAUAAAAUAGGUGAAAAAUUGCAAUUUUAUUUCAAUAACAAUUAAUUGUAAGCGUUUAUUAAGCUAAAGUUGUAAACAAAUGAAAAGUUGAAUAUAAUAUUUAGUUGUUAGUGGGAAAAAAGUGCCUAAACUAUGUAAGAAUAUAUAAUGCAAUCUGCUUUUUACACAACUAAUGGACGAAAAGUGCGAAAAAUUACUAAACACAACACGAUUUUGGCCAG